This is a messenger RNA of Dermacentor silvarum, 507 nucleotides long. RefSeq names its product fatty acid synthase-like. Bases 1 to 507 code for a protein of 168 amino acids. Gene Ontology annotation, biological process: fatty acid biosynthetic process. The transcript is spliced from 3 exons. The record is from RefSeq and is a predicted model, not a curated record. Gene Ontology annotation, molecular function: fatty acid synthase activity. NCBI's taxonomy places the organism in Eukaryota, Metazoa, Arthropoda, Arachnida, Ixodida, Ixodidae.
AUGGCGGACGAGGAGUUCGCGAUCACGGGUUUCUCGGCCUAUUUUCCGGGAGCCGACCACUUGGUCGAGUUCAAGGAGAAGUUGUAUGCCGGCGUGGACUUCAUCACAGAUGACGAGAUGCGCUGGCCUCGAGGUCACCUGGGCCUUCCCGAACGAAUGGGCGCGAUCAGCGACCUCACCCGCUUCGACGCGCAGUUCUUCGGCGUGCACCCGAAGCAGGCGCACAAGAUGGAUCCCCAGCUGCGACUCCUGCUGGAGACCUCGUACGAAGCCAUUGUGGACUCCGGCUACGACCCGGCGACCUUGCGCGGACGCAGGGUAGGCGUCUUCAUCGGUGCCUCCGACUCCGAGAUGUUGGAAGCGUUGAGCGUCGACACGGACAAGAUCGACGGAUACGCGCUGGCCGGCUGCUGCAGGUCCAUGUUCUCCAACCGCAUCUCCUUUUCGCUCGACUUCCACGCGGCUGUGGAACACCUGACCAAGGCAGCGAUCAGACCUGCGACGUAG